Messenger RNA from Protopterus annectens (West African lungfish), 2581 nucleotides. It is a transcript of the gene IRAK2, whose product is annotated as interleukin 1 receptor associated kinase 2. Gene Ontology annotation, biological process: protein phosphorylation; signal transduction. Gene Ontology annotation, cellular component: plasma membrane. The record is from RefSeq and is a predicted model, not a curated record. Gene Ontology annotation, molecular function: protein kinase activity; ATP binding; protein binding. Lineage: Eukaryota; Metazoa; Chordata; Ceratodontiformes; Protopteridae. Bases 130 to 2469 code for a protein of 779 amino acids. The transcript is spliced from 13 exons.
UUGACGUCAGACAAAGUUUAGAGAGGGCAGGCGAAUCGACGUUUCCAGUUGUUUUGGGCAGGCAGGUUUGGAGAGUUAGAGAGCACCUGAGUGUAUUGAUAACUCCUGUGAGAACACAAAUCUGCACAUAUGGCUGAGGAGACGUCUGGCACGGAAUCGCGCUACAACUGUCGAUCGGCGUGUAUAUAUGAUCUGCCAUCCACGGUUCUGCACACAGUUUGCAACGAAAUCGAUUCUUUAAGUGAUCGGGACUGGAUGCGAUUCGCUUCCAGAAUUGUCACAGACCAAACAGAACUAAGAGUGAUGCGGCUGGCAGAGAAGUCUGGAAGGAGCCGAACAGAAGAAUUAAUGUGGUGGUGGAGUAUGCGACUUGGAACAGUCCAGGAACUACUGGAACUUCUGAAUGAGAUGGAGUUCUACAGAACAGCACGUUUCCUUUCUGACUGGAAUUCUUCUUCCUAUGUCACUCAUCCUUCUGGAGCCCCUCUGGAACAGACAAAACAGCAGUGUCCAGACGACUGUCAAAAGAAGUUAAAUGAUGCAGAUCUGGCCCCAGACGCAACAGGCAUCACCCCAUCAACCUCAGGGGGACCAGUACAGUUACCUUGUCCACCAGCACCGCCUACAGAAUUUUUACACUCUGUGUAUUCACUUCAUGAUGAGAAUAGCCUCUGCAAACCUCAGCAAGAGACAAAUGGCUGGAGCCACAUCAUUGUUUGGACCAUGGAGCAUCUGAAAGAGGCAACAAAUAACUUCAGCAAUGAAUGUAAAAUCAGUGAAGGCAGAUUUGGUGAUACAUUUGUAGGAGAACGACUUAAUACAUUGUAUGUCAUUAAAAGGCUGAAGGAGAACAAUGACUUUGGUCAGAGGAUUGCCCAGAAGUCAUAUGAUACAGAACUACGGAUCUGUGCCCAAUGCCAUCACCAUAAUAUUUUACAAGUACUGGGCUGCUAUGCAGAACACGGAUUUUAUAUCCUGAUCUACCCACACAUGCCUAAUGGAUCUCUGGAAGACAGGUUGCAGUGCCUUAACGGCAGUGUUCCUUUGUGUUGGGAAAAGCGCAUUUCAAUUUCCACUGGACUAACUACAGCCAUUCAGUUUUUGCAUGCUAGAAGGAUUAUUCAUGGGAAUGUAAAGAGCUCCAAUGUUCUACUGGAUAAAAACUGCGUUGCAAAACUGGCACAUGCUCGAGUUCAGUUUGAGAGUAAAACAGAAUUCACCCAUAUGAAGACCAUUACACUUCAAGGCUAUCUUACUUACCUACCAGAAGACAUUCUCAGGCAUGGACAGAUAACAGAAAAAGUGGACAUCUUUGCAUGUGGGAUUGUUUUGGCAGAAGUGCUUACUGGAAUGAAAGCAAUGGAUACCACAAGAGUGCCAAUGUACCUGAAAGAUUUAUUCUUACAUGAAAUCGGCAGAGCUAAAGAAGCAUGCUCCAUGACAAAAAGUGUAGAGGAACUUGCUGCACAAGAAUUAUGUUCAAAGUACCUGGAUAGGAAAGCUGGUUGUUUGCCAUCAAGUACUGCCCUGCAUUUUGCCACUGCAGUUUGCACCUGUCUGAGAAAAAAAAGUCCAUUGCUGUCUGAGAUACAGAAAAAAAUAGAAACGCUUAAAAGUCAGGCAAACUGUAAUUUUUGGAAGAUGAAAGCACCACCACCAGAAGAAACAGAGGAUACAACUGUUAAUUGCUCAGAGAAAGCACACACUAGGAAAGCCACAGAUGCAGACUGCUUAUGGGCAAGCAAUGUACCUGCCGUCAGCUCCUUAUGGUCAGAUAGGAACAGAAAUGAAAUACCCAGGAUACCUUGUGAAUCAGAUGAAUCUGAAGACUUUGUAUAUUCCACAUCUCAUACCGCUACUUCUAAUGUACAGUAUAGGAAAUUUAACAUGGAUAACUUAGAAAAAGCACUUCUAGUCUCCACAGGAAGCUUAGACUAUUCCAAAGAUUGUUUCGUGACUAGUAGGCAGGAGCCAGUCGAAACCAGUAGUAGUUGGACUGGAUACCUUUCUUCAGACAGUAGCAUACCAUUUGGCUCUUGCAGAAACUCUCAGAAGUCAUCUACUAAACGUAAUGAAUCUGCUCUUUUACAUAUUUCACCGGAACCUAUAGAAUCAUCAGAAAAAAAACUGGAACAGAAUGCAGCAAAUUUUAAGUGUCCUCUAAAAGAGCCACAGUGGGUCCCCCAGGAACAGUUGGUGAUAAUAAAUAACUCCUGCCCACGUGCCAGAAAUAAUAAUGACAUGCAAAUGCCUGGCACAGUACAAGUUUCUCAAGAUUUCCUAAGUGCACCAGGCAGCAUGAAUGGUUUGAGCUGCUCCAGGGAUCAAACUGAAAUCACAGUACAAGGAGAUGCGGCCUUGACACAUCCCACUGGAAUUGAAAUAAAUGCAGCAAAGAGAGACUUAAUGGAGAAAAUUGAUCUUUACAACAAGAAUGAGAUUGACAGUGGUUUACUGUUUGAAUCUUAAAUAUGUCUUGUAUAAAUUGUGAUAUUUAAAAUAAUUAUUUAAUAUUAAAAAUUGUCACUAGCAUUAAAAGAUGUUGUGUAUAAGUAUUAUGCACAGUUAUUUGCUAUUUAAA